UUACACCGCAUUCUCUGUUCAGAACAGAAACAUGAUUUCGUGUAGUGGGUCCAAAUAAAGAGUGUGCUUUAUUAUUAUAGUUGGAGUUAAUUCAAGGUUGCCAAAUGUGAAAAUGCUGAGCUGUACACGGGACUGGUGGAAACGCCGUACCUUAAGCGAUUAGAGGAGUUUUGGCCCAGCGGCUGCCCCGUAGAGUUAACUGUAACCAGGGUUGCAACGCGGUUAGCAUCAAACAGUAGGAUUAGGAGUUACGGGCGUGUAGGACGUCAAAGCACUGGGAAGUAGCCUGAAUUUCUGAAAACCGAAAGCGAGUCAAGUGCAAGACAAUGGAGAACUCGCACCGUGUCAACGUCCUGGUAACUUCGUGUCUCAAAACCCCCGUGAACCCUCUUACCAAAGCACCAGUUGCUCUGUUUGAGAGGGAGAGCGCUGCUACACGGGGCGAGAGGUCCUUACCGGCGGAGCAGACCCGUACCCGAGAUUAUGAGGAAGAGAAUGCAUAUGAGUCGGGCUUAGAGUGUGAGGGCAGGAAGGACAGUCCUGUGCUGAUUAAGGACUACAGAAUGGCUGGAGACUGUGUGGAUCUCCAGGAAUUUUACUUCUCCAAUGAGGAAUACUACAGAAAACUGGAGGAACUGAAGAAAGCCCAUCUGCAGACCAUGGCAGAACUGGAAAGGAUGUAUCGCAAUAAGAUGGAACUCAAAGGAGUGGCACCUCCUGACAAUGAGUGUGCAAACCCUGAGUUGUUCUGCAGAUUGCAGAACAAUAGUCCAAAGCCAACAAAAGCAUUUCGAAAAGCCUUUUCUGCGAAUGACCUGAAUCAUACUGUUUGUUCAAGUUUGUCAGAUACAUCAGAUGAAGACGCAGCAUACAAUGAGGCAGGGGAUGUUGAAAAGGGUCUGCUGUCAUCUCCCAAGGAGCACAUUAAAAACAUGUGGGAUGAUUUUUCAGUGGAUGAUUAUGUGUCCUGUAAGAGAAUGCAGUCGAGUUCUUCUCUGAAAAAACAGCAGACUCAAAAGAAACCCAAAGAAUGGUGUCAUAGGAUCACUGUCCCCAAGCCAUUCAACAUGACUGUCAGAGAAGCCGAGAAAAAAAAAGGCAAAUUCAAGUCUCGGUCAGAGAUAGAGAUGGAGAAUUGCCUGCUGAAGAAGCAGCUGGAAGAGCUCACGGAAUGUCAGAAGAAGUUCCGAGCAAGUCCAGUGCCCGCACAUGUCUACCUGCCUCUGUUUGAGGAGAUCAACGAGCGCAAUGAAGACAGGAGGCAGUUCAUAAGGGACAGGAACAAAGAGCUUCUGCUGGCUUCACAGAAGCCUUUCAGUUUCAUUGAGAGGGAAAGGAAAAAGAAGGAAAUGAGUCAAGCCCAGCUCAAAGACCUCACGCCCAAAACGGAAAAAAAAACGUUCAAAGCAAAGCCGGUGCCAAGGUCUGUGUAUGACACCACGGUGAGCGAGCGCGUCAAAGAAGAGCAACUUUACAGAGCUAUCAAAAUGCAGAUGAGGGCAGAGGAGCUUCUACGCAGCUCCUCCAUGCCUAAAAGCAUGGUCGUCCAAAGACUGAAAGUGAAAAAAAGAGAAAAAGUGGCAGAAACAGAAAAGGAUAUGGAUUUCCACCCCAAGAUUAACACAGAUAUACCAGACUUUGAGGCAAAGUACAGGAAAUUCAAAAAGCAACUUAUUAGCAAAAAGGACACCAAACCAAUGACUGUUUGUGAACCCUUUCACCUUCUUACAUCAGAGAUCAGUUCUCAUAGGGAGAAGAUUCUAGCAGACAUAGAAGCAGAUGAAAACGGGUUAAGGGAAACACGUUGGCCAUACAUUUCACCCACAAACCAUGCAAAGCCCAGCUCCAGUCUUUGCUCUUCUUUAUCUGGAAGUCAGGAAUUUCUACCCACCAAAAUCACAGAUGCAGUGAAAAAGCGUCAGGAAGCUGUGAGGAAAUCCCUAGAACAGAGGAAAAAGGCAGAGGAAGAGGAAGCAAAAUGGAGAGAAAUGCAGAGGCAAAGAGAGAGGAAACUCCAGAGAGUGAUUGCAAAGCGUGCUCAGGCCAACGACCCCCAUCAGGCUCUGGCACAAACUUCCAUGUCUAGACUGAAGCAGUUCAGGAAGCAAGAUCAGCAGAGAAGGAAGGAGUACCUGGAGGAGAUGAGGGAAAUCCAGGAGAGAUUGAAGGAGAGGCCUCUGCUAUUGGAACAAGUAACACAGAAGAACGCCAGACAGGCCGCAGAAAAACGCUACUGUGACACGCUUAAAGAAUACGGGCUCAGUGAAGACUUUGUCAGCAGUAAAGUCCCAGGAGCCCAGAAGCACGGUGAUGAAUCCAUCAGCAGUGUAUCCCUUUCAAGUGAAGAUAAAGAGAGUGUUAACAAUCAGUAUGCAGAGUCGUCUGCAGGCCAAGAGGAAUAUCGAGAUGAUUUUGAAGAUAAUGAUGACAAUUUAAACAAGCAUGACAAUGAAGUGGACAAGGAUAAACGUUAUAACAAAGAGGAAAGUGAAAAUAAAUCAAACCAUGAAUCCAAUAAUAAUUCUGUCAAUGGAGAAAAUCAUCAUAGCACAGAUAGCGGAAGUGAUAAUGAGGACUAGGAAUAUGAAAAAGACAUGCAAAAUAGCACCUUCCCAGAUUUCUCUUGUAGCAAUAUAGGGAUUCUUUUUUAAGUUAAAUCACAACAACUAUUUGAAAAAUAUGUUGAAUCAAUGAUUUGACUAGUAUUUCAAUAGAAGAGCACCUCCCCUUAAAAAUAGUAUAGGGUACAUCAUUGUUAUUCUAAUAAUCAUGGUGAUACUCAAAUAUGAAAACCCAAAAGAUAGAAAUCUAUAGACAAAAUCUAUAGUGCAGGUGCUAUAUGUUUUGUGAUCAAAUGCAGGAUUCUCAGGUGGUAUUUUGAUCCAAAAAUGUAGAUUUAAUUUUUUCAAGUUGAUUUGUAGCUCUUUUCUUUUGCUGUGUAGUGUAUUCUGUGAACAGUAUUUUCCGUCACGCUUGUGCACACAUCCAUAACAAACAUGUGCUGUAGAUGUAGAUCUUCCUACUUGCAUUAAAUCUGUCAAAGUGGUGA
Molecule: messenger RNA, 3049 nt
Organism: Lepisosteus oculatus (spotted gar)
Lineage: Eukaryota; Metazoa; Chordata; Actinopteri; Semionotiformes; Lepisosteidae
Gene: fam161a
Product: FAM161 centrosomal protein A
Biological process (GO): cilium organization
Cellular component (GO): cilium
Source: RefSeq, a predicted model, not a curated record